Messenger RNA from Alligator sinensis (Chinese alligator), 2264 nucleotides. It is a transcript of the gene CREB3L4, whose product is annotated as cAMP responsive element binding protein 3 like 4. Gene Ontology annotation, molecular function: RNA polymerase II cis-regulatory region sequence-specific DNA binding; DNA-binding transcription factor activity, RNA polymerase II-specific. Gene Ontology annotation, cellular component: nucleus. Gene Ontology annotation, biological process: regulation of transcription by RNA polymerase II. Bases 55 to 1311 code for a protein of 418 amino acids. The transcript is spliced from 10 exons. The record is from RefSeq and is a predicted model, not a curated record. Lineage: Eukaryota; Metazoa; Chordata; Crocodylia; Alligatoridae.
CCGCAGCGCCGGCCCGGUGCCCCCGCGCCUGCGAGCCCGCCACGGCUCAGGGCAAUGGAGGCUGGCAGCCCUGCACUCCUGGACACGCUCUUUGAGCAGGGGGAACUGUAUCCUGGUGCCAUGCUGCCCAGCCCAGCCCCCUUCCCUGCCUUGGACCCAGGUCCCAGGGGCUCCGAGAAAGCGCUGGGGGAGUGGGCAGCCAAAGGAGACCAGGGGCUGAACAAGAGCGAGCCUGAGGACGUGCUGGGGCUGCUCAUCAACCCCAAUGCCGUGUACCACGCGGGCAGUGCCUUGGGCUCCCCGGGCAGCGACAGCGGCAUCUCGGACGAGCCCCCCGCCGGCAGCCCCCCACAUGCCAUGGCCCACCAGCCCCAGGGCCCCCCGGCUGCUGUUUACCAAGUGGUCUGUGACAUCGGGGAGCUGAAGAGCGAGCCCCUCCACACCAGCAUCAUCUCCAUUCAGCUGGAUGACUGGUCAUCCCCAAUGCUGAUCCCCGAUACCUGCGUCGUGGAGGAGCUGCCUCCCAUGCACACGUUGGACUCAGCUGGGCCUGGCGCAGUUCCUGGGCUGGGCAGUACCAGGGACAUGCAGGUGCCUGAGGUCCUGCAGCUGCAGUUCCCAGAUCUGCUCCUGACAGAGGAGGAGAGGCAGCUGCUGACACAGGAGGGGGUGUCGCUGCCCAGCGGCCUACCCCUCACCAAGGCAGAGGAGCGGAUCCUGAAGAAAGUGAGGAGAAAGAUCCGCAACAAGCAGUCAGCCCAGGACAGCCGGCGGCGGAAGAAGGAGUACAUCGACGGACUGGAGGGCAGCAGGGCGGCUGCCUGCUCGGCCCAGAACAAGGAGCUGCGGAAGAAGGUGCAGGAGCUGGAGAGACACAACGGGGCCCUGCUAAGCCAGUUGCAGAAGCUGCAAGCGCUGAUCAAGCAGACGUCCAACAAGGCAGCUCAGACCAGCACCUGCAUCCUGAUCCUGCUCUUCUCCCUGGGACUCAUCGCCUUCCCCAGCUAUAGCCUCUUCCACAGUGGGAGGCAGGCAGGCGAGGCCUACAAGCCCAGGGGAGUGAUCUCCAGGAACAUCCUAGCCCAGGCAGAUCAUUCGGCCCCGGUGGAGGAGGCGCCUGAGCCGCCCCGCAGGGAGCAGCCAGCACUGGAGGGGGCAACUGGGAACCCCGGCCUAGGGCAGGAGGUCUCCAACAUCUCUGACACGGCCCCACCUGCAGACCCCCGGGCUCAGGCCUGGUUGCAGCAGGCAGUCCCUGCAGGGCUGCCCCAGGGGCAGGCAGCCAAGCUGCUUCACGCCAAUGAGAUGUGACGAGGCAGCCGGAGCCCAAGCAGGUCCUGCUGCCUUGCUGGCUGCAGCCAUGGAGAAGCGUCUCCAGCCCAGCCCACGGCCCCCAGUGGUGCCCAGAGCCCCCCAGGAGCAGUAGGGCCCCCUACACUGCUGUGCCCUGUAGGGUCCACAGGCCCCAGGGUACAGCACGGCCACAAAGCCAGAGUCCCAUGACCCCGAGCUGUGACGGGCCCUUUCAGAGCAGAUUUCUGCCCAGCAGGACCUGUCAGCUCAGGCUGGGCUGAGCCAGGCCCCAGCAGCACUGAGGGGUGCUGCAGCUGGCCUGGCGGCCCAGCCUCUGGGAAGGUGCUGGGCUGGGCCCUGCUCAGGGGAGAGGGAGGCAGACUCAUUUUUAAUAAAACAUCAUUUGGUUCUUCCUGGCUCUGACUCCAUGGACAGUGCUGGGGCAGCGGGAGGGAUGUUGGGUUCCUGGCCCUGAACAGGCAUGAGGCAGCCUGGCUCCAGCCCUGAGCACAGCACCCCUGGGGUCCUCCCUGGGCCAUACCCUUGUGCUCUCAGCCCUGGAAGCCCCAGGUGGCUUGCGACUCUCAGCCCCGGAAAGAGACAGCAAGAGUCCCCAGCUGGACACCCUACCCCCAGGGCUAGUCUGUGGGCACCUGGUGCUGGCAGAGCGGGGAGCUAUCCACAGGGCGCCAGGCCCAAUGCCUGCUCCUGCCCUCCUCAGCCCCCACUAAAACUACCCAUGGAGCAGACCCCAACAAGAUGCUCUACAGAGGAGCCACAGCCCACCAAGCACCACACCCAACCCACUGCUUCUGGGCGGGGCUCCAAAGUAAAGGAGCCAGGGAGGGGCCUGCGCCACACCCUGAGCAAACAAGCCAGUGCCUGGAAGGCCGCUACCCCCACAGGCCUCGCUGCUGCUGCCUCCACCCUUUGGACUUCACCCUCCCUGGCUUCGCUUCCCCUCCCCCUUC